AUGUCGCUCUCCUCGCAGGCCGUAACUCGAUGCUGCCGACGGAUUGUUCGCCCAACCGCCUCGCUACAACUUUCGUCCUCUACAUAUAUGUCUCAGCGGACACUCAGUCGGAGAUGGCAAUCCACCGAGGCGGAGGCUGCUGCUCCUGCCAAUCCUAAGAUCAGCCAGAUUGUCGACCAGAUUAGCCAAUUGACCUUGUUGGAGACAGCGGAUCUCGUGUCAACCUUGAAGUCCCGCCUCAAUAUCCCCGAUCUCCCCGUUGGCGGUUUCGCCAUGGCCCCCGGCGCAGGCCCUAGUGCCGCUUCUGCUCCCGCUGAAGAAGAGGACGCCGCUCCUGCUGCUCAGGAAAAGACUCUCUUUAACGUGAAACUGGAAGCUGUCGACGCUGCCUCCAAGGCCAAGGCCAUCAAGGAGGUCAAGACCCUCCUGGGUCUGUCUCUCGUCGACAGCAAGAAGUUCGUCGAGUCCGUGCCCAAGGUCCUGAAGGAGUCUGUGCCUAAGGAGGAUGCUGAGAAGAUCAUCGAAACCCUCAAGGCCGUUGGUGCUAAGGCUGUCAUGGAGUAA
This is a messenger RNA of Aspergillus tanneri, 564 nucleotides long. Its product is annotated as mitochondrial 54S ribosomal protein bL12m. Gene Ontology annotation, biological process: translation. The coding region runs from base 1 to 564 and encodes 187 amino acids. NCBI's taxonomy places the organism in Eukaryota, Fungi, Ascomycota, Eurotiomycetes, Eurotiales, Aspergillaceae. The transcript has 2 exons. The record is from RefSeq and is a predicted model, not a curated record. Gene Ontology annotation, cellular component: ribosome. Gene Ontology annotation, molecular function: structural constituent of ribosome.